Messenger RNA from Myodes glareolus (Bank vole), 3876 nucleotides. RefSeq names its product lamin B2 (gene Lmnb2). Gene Ontology annotation, molecular function: structural constituent of cytoskeleton. NCBI's taxonomy places the organism in Eukaryota, Metazoa, Chordata, Mammalia, Rodentia, Cricetidae. Gene Ontology annotation, biological process: nuclear pore localization; nuclear envelope organization; nuclear migration. The record is from RefSeq and is a predicted model, not a curated record. Gene Ontology annotation, cellular component: nuclear envelope; nuclear lamina.
GGCUGCAGGGCAUCCUACCUGCUGCUGUCCCCUGCAGCUUCUCGCUGACUCCCUCUCUUGGGUUUUAUCGUUGUUUGUGCUGCUUCGUUUUCUCUGGGUGGGAGGAGGGCUCAUGUAGCCAGAAUAACGCAGGCCUUCAGACUCGGAGCAGCCUUCACCUGAGGAGCCAUCUUGCCAGCCCUGGGUCUCUCUUGACAUUGGUCACUGGAUUUCCAGGCCGUCUGAGUCAUCGAGAAUCUCAUAUCAAAAAUGUUAAACUUAGUUGGGUAUGGUGACGCAUGUCUUUAGUCCCAGCAUGAGGGCAGAGGCAUGCAGAUCUACUGGUCUACAUGGGGAGUUCCGGACAGCCAGGGCUCUUGAAAGACUAAACAAACAAACAAACCAAAUCCAGCUUAAACUGGAUUAGCAAGAUGGCUCAGUGGUUAAAGGCCUAUGCUGCCGAGACUCACCACCUCAGUUGAACCCCCAGAAACCACAUAGUAGAAGAAAAUUGACCCCACAAAUUGUUCUCUGAUCUCCACAGCCAUAUGCUGGCACAAUAACACCCCCACAAAUACACUCUCAUAAAAAUCAGUGUCAAAAGAACCUUAACUUGGCCUAUCUACUUGAGGUCACCAUCCCAGAUCUGGGGGACAGGAUGUGAAUUUGAUUUAUGGAGACCUCAUUCAGCCAACCUUGGGGUCUCCCCCUAACCCUCUAGCACUGGGGUGCUGAGCAUGGUUGGAGUGACCAAGCCUAGGUGCAGCUCGGCCCCACAGCUCCCGGGGCCUCAGUCAUCAUACAGCCCUUUGUGUCAUCACAGCCCAGAGCAGCCCCUGGCCCCUGCCUGUGGUCACUGCUGAGAAAGAGCCUGGACAGGAGACGCCUGUGGAGUUGUGGGGCCACAGGCAGUUCUAGCCAGGGCCAGCCAGAGGGGCUGCUGCCCUGCCAUCCCAGGAGGCCAUGUGAGCUUCAGUGUAGAGCCCUGCGUGAGGAGCCGUGAGGGACCCUGACCUCAGGAAGGAGCCCACGAAGAGACCUGUGAAGGACUUGAGCCUGUAGGAGAGCUGAUUCUGGGGAGAGCCCUGUUUGAGAAUAUAAACCCAUGAGGGGAGCCGGAGAGGGACCUCAGAGGGUGUUUACAGACCACGGUCCUGUAACAGGACCCAGGAGGCAGACCCAGCCUGCAGAUGGCCCUAAGAAGAACUGCCCGAUGGCAGCCAGGCCUUUGAAGGAGACUGUGGAGGGUUGUGGGGGGGAGCUCAGCCCAAGACCACUGAGGGGGCUCGUGAGGACCCCUGGGAAGGAAGCCGUGGAGGACCCCGGGAAGGCACUCUCAGAAGAAGCCCUAGGGGCCCCCAGGACUUGGAAGAGCCACCUCCAGGUCCCUGUAAGAAGGCAAAUGAGGGAGGUGCGGGAGACCCGGCGCAGGCAUGAGAGGCGCUUGGUGGAGGUGGACAGCAGCCGGCAGCAGGAGUAUGACUUCAAGAUGGCUCAGGCCCUGGAGGAGCUGCGCAGCCAACAUGAUGAGCAAGUGCGGUUGUACCGGCUGGAGCUGGAGCAGACGUACCAGGCCAAGCUGGACAAUGCCAAGCUGAGCUCGGACCAGAAUGACAAGGCGGCCAGUGCCGCCCGUGAAGAGCUCAAGGAAGCCCGCAUGCGCAUGGAAUCCCUCAGCUACCAGCUCUCAGGCCUCCAAAAGAAGGCCAGCGCUGCAGAGGACCGUAUCCGCGAGCUGGAGGAGGCCGUGGCUGGGGAGCGCGACAAGUUCCGCAAGAUGCUGGAUGCCAAAGAGCAGGAGAUGACGGAGGUGCGCAACGCCAUGCAGCAGCAGCUGGCUGAGUACCAGGAGCUGCUGGACAUCAAGCUGGCCUUGGACAUGGAGAUCAGCGCCUACCGCAAGCUGCUGGAGGGCGAGGAGGAGAGACUGAAGCUGUCCCCUAGCCCGUCUUCCCGGGUCACCAUCUCUCAGGCCACCUCAAGCAGCAGCAGUGGGGUUGGCAUGUCCGUGGGGCGGGGCCGGGGCAAACGCCGGCGGCUGGAAACUGAGGACACCCAGGGCUCACGCAGCAGUGCCUCGGGCUCGAGCGUGGGCAUGGGCAGUGGCUCCCGCCUGACCCAGCAGGCCGCAGUCACAGGUGUUGUGAGCAUUGACGAGGUGGACCUGGAGGGCAGGUUCGUGCGACUCAAGAACUCCUCGGACAAAGACCAGUCUUUAGGGAACUGGAGGAUCAAGAGACAGGUCCUGGAGGGUGAGGACAUCGCCUACAAGUUCACGCCCAAGUACGUCUUGCGGGCCGGCCAGACAGUCACGGUGUGGGCAGCUGGUGCAGGGGUCGCCCACAGUCCCCCAUCAACCCUUGUGUGGAAAAGCCAGAGCAGCUGGGGCUCUGGGGAGAGCUUCCGCACUGUGCUGGUCAACGCCGAUGGAGAGGAGGUGGCUGUGCAGGCCGUGAAGCAGGCAUCCGUUGAGGUGAGCGAGAAUGGGGAGGAGGAGGAAGAGGAGGCGGAGUUCGGCGAGGAGGACCUUUUCCACCAGCAGGGGGACCCAAGGACUACCUCGAGGGGUUGCCGACUGAUGUGAGACCUGCCCCACGGUCACCAAGGUCCCCACAAAAGUCCCUGAAAUUAUUUUUUAUAGUCAGCUCUCAUAGUCCUUGGUCCAUUUCUAGAUGACUGUUGAGCGGCCACGAGAAUGGGGGGGCUCUCCCUGCAGACUUCAUCUGGGUCAGGAACCUGCAGGCUGAAGGCCUUGGCCUGUGGCCUAUGCAGGAGGGUCAGGACCAGGCUGACUGGUCAGGGUGGACCUCGUGACGCUGCAGUGAUUUACUAGUUGAGUUUUCUUUGACGCUUUUUAAAUCAAAUCAAAUCAGGUUGCAGAGGCUGUGGUCACCAGCAGCCCAUCAGGACUCGGUAGCUCUUCCGACACAGGGCCGUCCCUCUACUCCUGGUCAGAGGAGCUCCAGCUCUGCCCUGGGCCAGCCUCGGGGCAUCGGGUCUCUUCUAAAGUUGAGGACCAAGAAGGAGGAAAUCCACACAGGAUUGGCACUCCAGUAGACAGAAGGGGACAGAUUAUGGAUGCCCCAGCCAGUGUCUACUCACACUCACACGAGUGUGGCCAGAUCAGCUGUGUUGAUAGUCCCAUGUGUAUACACACCGCAUGGCCCCUCUGUGCCCCACCCUACUGGCUUGGCCUGGACGCUCGCUGUGGUAGAACAUAGUUCCACAAGCUCCUGGUGCCUGCCAACUGUCACCUUCACCUCCCAUCACAGACACAUGGUAUUUUUUUAACGGAUAUUUAUUUUUUUACAUUAGUAUUGCAGCUCACUGGGACAUUGCUCUGGGGGGUUUCAGGCCCAAGGCUGCCAGGAAUGGAGAUCACCUGACAUUCAGCUUCCUUGAUUGAGCCGCGGGGAGGGGUGGGUGCUGUCUGUCUGCUGGCACAUCAGGUGGUAGUAGUAGUUCAGGCCCAGACUCCCCAAGGCAACAGGAUGCCACUAUUGCCACCGACCCCUCAGAAGAUAGCUCCGUUUUAAGUGACAGGUAUCGGGUCCUGGACUGUGUCUAGUUGGUUUCAGGAGUGUCGGGCAGGCUACAGUCUCCACGCAGCUGUACCUGCCCACGGGGCAGGUGCCCUCUGGUGCAUCUGGCUGGAGCUGUCCAUCUGUUUGCGAGCGGGGCUGGAGUUUUGACCCCAACAGGCGAAGCGGUUACAGGGGUGGCACUGCGGCUGGGGAGCAGCCUGCACUACGCACAUCGCUCAGCUUUACAGGUUGUUUCUUUUCUAAGAUGCAUGCCAAACGUGUGUUUCGCCUUUUUCUCUCCCCUCUUAUCAUUUGUAAUAUCCAUUUUACGACUGGAAACUUUUGUACACUCAAAUAAAAAUUUUGAUUUUAA